Molecule: messenger RNA, 1494 nt
Organism: Penicillium soppii
Lineage: Eukaryota; Fungi; Ascomycota; Eurotiomycetes; Eurotiales; Aspergillaceae
Product: fatty acyl-CoA reductase
Exons: 2
Coding region: 1-1494 (497 amino acids)
Biological process (GO): long-chain fatty-acyl-CoA metabolic process
Cellular component (GO): intracellular membrane-bounded organelle
Molecular function (GO): alcohol-forming very long-chain fatty acyl-CoA reductase (NADP+) activity
Source: RefSeq, a predicted model, not a curated record
AUGAUUCAACCUAAGAACUGUGUUUUGGUGACUGGGGUCACCGGAUUUCUUGGGAAGGUCGUGCUGGAGCAUCUUGCCCGACAGCAUAAUGAGUUGAAUUGCGGCAAAUUGAUCGUUUUGAUACGAGGGAAGAAUGGUGCUGAUGGUGAGCAAAGGUUCAGGGAAUGCGUUGUCCCCUCUGCAUGUUUUUCGCUUCUACCGCCAUCCUGGGUCGAUCUUGUCGAGGUGGUGACGGGCGAUUUGAUCGAAGCUGGACUGGGUCUUGUUCCUUUGAUCUCCGAACAACUUCAAAUGAAAAUAACGCAUAUCAUACACUGCGCGGGCUGUGUGAAAUUCGACCGACCACUACCAGAGGCUGCAGCAGCAAACAUUUCAACGGUACUGAACAUACUUGAAUUUGCUCAAAAUUGUACUCUUCUUCAGCAUCUUGUCAGCACUUCCACUGCAUAUGUCACUCCUCACAGCUUCAGCCCCAUUCGUGAGGAGCUCACGCCACUCUUAUACCCAGCAGCUGAACUCUAUCGCGAUAUUUUGGAUGGAAAAACAUCAGAAACUGAGCUUUUAAAUGAGACCAAGCACCCAAAUACCUACACCCUAUCCAAAUGCAUCGCAGAGCACUUGCUCGUCGCAAACAGCGGCUCCAUUCCAUUGACGAUUGUACGACCAAGUAUUAUUUCUGCAAGUUGGCGUCUGCCCUUCCCUGGAUGGAUUGACAGUCUCAGUGCUUUUGCCGGGUUCCUUGCUGCGUAUGGGAAUGGUCUGCUUCGCGUGAUAGAUGCCGAUUCUCAAACCAUCUUGGAUAUCGUGCCAGUCGACGAGGUUGCUGCCCGGCUCCUUGGUGCGGCCUUCCAAGAACGCAAGUCUUCUUCUGUGCAGAUCAGGUAUGCGACUGCAUCUCUAUGCAACGGUCUACCUAUUAGCAUGGUCUGUACCAAUUCGAUAAAGCACUUCCUACAAAAUAAAGCCCCCUCCUUUCGUGUACCGAAAGUUCAUUAUCUUGGUCCACGUGGCAUUCAAUUCCGAAUCUACGACGCCUCCUAUCAAAAGAUUCCACUAUUCCUGGCAUCCAUGUUUUACACGCUUUCCAACAAUGAAAGAAUGCGACGAAGGUUGAAGCGUGUCCGGAGCGGGCUUGCAAGUCUUAACCGUGACUUCCCUUAUUUUACACAUCAUUCGUUUAACUUUCGACCUUCCAUCCACCUGCCAGACGAUUUCGAGCCGGAGCAGUACCUCGAGAUCACUCUCAAUGGGGUUCGCAAGCAUCUACUUCAGCGCAGCCCGGUUCCCAACACGAAAACUCUCCAAGCCACCAAGCCUACCCGUGCUGAGUUAAUACCUCAGGCUCAACUCCCGGGGGCUUUGGCAAGUUUCCGAAUGAGCCCUUUUAUCGUUUUUAUUGGCACAAUUGCCAUGGCGUUUCAAAAGGAUUUAAACAUACAAAUUAUCCAGGAGCCCGAGAUCAAUUCAAGCAAACAACGCUUCGAUGGUGACUGA